Colletotrichum karsti is the source of this 1320-nucleotide messenger RNA. Its product is annotated as FMN-dependent dehydrogenase. Bases 1 to 1320 code for a protein of 439 amino acids. The record is from RefSeq and is a predicted model, not a curated record. The transcript is spliced from 2 exons. NCBI's taxonomy places the organism in Eukaryota, Fungi, Ascomycota, Sordariomycetes, Glomerellales, Glomerellaceae. Gene Ontology annotation, molecular function: oxidoreductase activity; FMN binding.
AUGUCGGACCCCAACUCCCCUCACAUCAAGAACCGCGAUACCCCAUCAUGGGGACUCUACCAGCGCGACAACUUCUGGAAAUUAAACGACGGUGAAGUACCUCAAUUCAACACCCACCCCGACAAGCUGGAGCAGCUCGCCAAGGAGAAACUGACCCUGAACGGAUGGUUUUACGCCUCUUCGAACGCAGGCCUCUCCCACACGCACCAGGCAAACCGCCAGGCCUUCUUCCGGCACAAGAUCGUGCCCCGCCAGCUCGUCGACACCAACGAGCGCUCCACCCGCACCACCAUCUUCGGCCACGAGGUCUCGGCGCCCUUCGGCAUCGCCCCGAUCGGCAUCAACAAGAUCUAUCACCCGCAGGGCGAGCUCCCCGUCGCCAAGGUCGCCGGUGAGCUCGGCAUCCCUUACAGCCUGUCCACGGCCGGGUCGUGUCCGAUCGAGGACGUCGCCCGCGCCAACGACGCCGGCCGCGGCUCGGCGAUCGACGCCCUGUCGGCGGACAAGUCCAAGAUCCCGGAGGGCCCGCGGUUCUUUCAGCUGUACAUGCCCCACGACGACGAGCUCACGAUCUCGCUGCUGAAGAGGGCCCACGAGAGCGGGUUCACGGCGUGUAUGCUCACCACGGAUACCUGGCAGCUCGGCUGGCGACAUGACGACGUUGCGACGUCCAACUACGCGUUCUACCGUGGCAUCGGGGCCGAUUUAGGUCUCACGGAUCCGGUCUUCCAGAAAAGGCUCGCUGAGAAGGGCAUUGACCCGAAGAAGCAACCUGAAGAGGCCGCCGCCUUCUGGAUCGAUAAUGUUUGGCACGGCCGCGCGUGGGGUUGGGAGAAGGCGGUCUGGGCGAGGAAGAAGUGGCAGGAGAUCAGCGGAGGCAAGCCGUUCCUGAUCAAGGGAAUCCAGAGGGUCGACGACGCGGAGAAGGCGGCGGAUCUAGGGUUCGAGGGGAUCGUGGUCAGUAAUCAUGCCGGACGCCAGGUUGACGGGGCCAUUGGCAGUCUGGAUGCGCUAGAGAAGAUUGCGGAGAGGGUGGGUGAUCGGAUCGUGGUUACGUUUGACAGCGGGGUAAGGGGUGCAGCGGAUAUCGUCAAGGCGCUUGCGUUGGGGGCCAAAUUUGUGUUUAUUGGGAGACUUUGGAUCUGGGGGUUGAGCAUUAUGGGAGAGCAUGGGGUUAGGCAUGUGCUCAGGGGUUUGCUGGCCGAUCUGGAUAUUUUGAUGAAUGUUGCGGGGAUCAACAGCGUUGCUGAUAUUAACAAGGACUUGCUGGAGUCUUUGCCGAAGUCGUACACGCUCAUCUCUGAGAAAAGCAAGUUGUAG